AUGAAUAUUCCUAGCUUUUGUGAUGAAAACUUAUCUGAAGACCUCAUUGAUGAGAAUGCUUCAGUCUCUAGUGUUAAUACAUCUCCUAAUCUUGAGAAGAAUAUGUCUGGAUCUCCAUUCAGCAGGAAAAGUAGUCUUGAUAAAGUCUUUGAACCUUCUUCAAAAGAUUUUACUUUACCUCUUGUAGAGUGAGCUAAAGAAGAAUCAAGUGGCAAUAGUAAAUGCAGAUAUUGCAAAUAAAAUGGGAGAAAUCAAGAGACAUACCAACAGGCCCCCUACUCAUUCAUCAAAGCUUCAAUCAGAUAUCAAGGGUUUACUGAGGCAAGUUAUCAGGAUGAAGAGCUGACUGUGAGAGGAUAAAAAUCAAAUAGGCCUCAAAAUGCAAUCUCAGUCUGGCCACGCUUGCGAUGAAGUGGUGGUCACAAUGCAAGAUAUCAAAAGUGCAGAAGAAGCACUCUUCUAACAAUAAUUAAUAUAAAUAUUCGUCUAAAACAGUUUUUUUAUUUCAUAAGUUUACUCAAAUGAAGGGAAAGAAUUGUAGAAGAGGCUUGAAAAAAUUCUCCAUUU
Molecule: messenger RNA, 567 nt
Organism: Moneuplotes crassus
Lineage: Eukaryota; Ciliophora; Spirotrichea; Euplotida; Euplotidae
Source: the annotation of a GenBank genome assembly